AUGGCUAUUCCUUUUGAGGCAUUGCUCCCUUACGGUAUCAUUUUUGGUCUCCUCACCGCUGGAGGUGGAGCCAUGCAGGUUCUCCACGUCUACCGAAACGGAGGCGUCCGAGACCGAUUCGCCAUUGACCAGUGGGACUCCCAGAUGAUGGAGCGAGAUCUGCGACUCAACGGCGGCCAGGGCCGAAAGCAGGUCGACCAGGCCACUGCCCCCGAGGCCUUCAAGCACAACCACGUGUGGAAGUCCGAACGACCCCUUAUUUAA
This is a messenger RNA of Yarrowia lipolytica CLIB122, 264 nucleotides long. RefSeq lists its product as uncharacterized. NCBI's taxonomy places the organism in Eukaryota, Fungi, Ascomycota, Dipodascomycetes, Dipodascales. The record is from RefSeq and is a predicted model, not a curated record.